Molecule: messenger RNA, 2559 nt
Organism: Gopherus flavomarginatus (Mexican gopher tortoise)
Lineage: Eukaryota; Metazoa; Chordata; Testudines; Testudinidae
Gene: MTCH1
Product: mitochondrial carrier 1
Exons: 12
Coding region: 38-1015 (325 amino acids)
Biological process (GO): positive regulation of apoptotic process
Cellular component (GO): membrane; mitochondrion
Source: RefSeq, a predicted model, not a curated record
GGCCCCAGCUGGCCUCUGUGCCGUCGUUACCGUGGGGAUGGCAGCUGCCGCCGCCGCCGCUGCCGCUCUGCCUGGGGGUCUCCGGGCCCCCCCCGCCGGCCUCGAGCCGGGGGGCAGGCCGGAGCCGGUGGAGGGAUCCGAGUGCCUCUUCGUGGUGCUGGGGGCCGGCUUCACGGCGCUGAGCCACCCGCUGCUCUACGUCAAGCUGCUGAUCCAGGUCAGGCAUGAACCUCUACCUCCAACCAUUGGGAGAAACGUGCUGGGAAAAAAAGUAUUAUACCUACCUGGCUUUUUCACAUAUGCUAGACACAUUGUGGAAGUGGAUGGGAAAAUGGGCCUCUUUCGUGGCCUUGCUCCUCGAAUCCUCUCUAGCACUUUAUCCACUGUCACCCGAGGGACUGUGAAGAAGGUCUUUCCUGUGGAGGACAUGGAGCAUGUUUCUAACAAGGAUGAUGUGAAGACUUCUCUCAGAAAAGUGGUGAAAGAGACCUCUCAUGAGAUGCUGAUGCAGUGUAUGUCCCGGGUUAUCUCGCAUCCCCUGCAUGUAAUCUCGAUGCGCUGCAUGGUCCAGUUUGUAGGUCGGGAAGUCAAAUACAGUGGUGUGUUCAGCUCCAUUGGCAGGAUUUUUAAAGAAGAAGGGAUCUUGGGAUUCUUUGUUGGUUUAGUCCCUCACAUCCUGGGAGACGUGGUCUUCUUGUGGUGCUGUAACAUUCUGGCUCAUUUCAUCAACACCUAUGCAGUGGAUGACAAUUUCAGCCAGGCAUCUGUGAUCCGGAGCUACACGAAGUUUGUGAUGGGGAUUGCUGUGAGCAUGCUGACGUAUCCCUUCCUUCUAGUGGGAGAUCUCAUGGCCGUGAACAAUUGCGGGUUACAUGCCGGCCUUCCUCCGUACUCUCCUGUGUUUACAUCCUGGGUUCAGUGUUGGAGACACCUCAGUGCUCAGGGGCAGUUGUUCCGGGGCUCCAGCCUGCUUUUCCGCAGAGUGUCUGCAGCAGCAAGGUUCCCCAUUGACUAAUUCUGCUUUCACUUUAUUAACUCAUUACCUCGGCUAAAAGAAAGGGACAAAUGUGGACUCUUUGUAAGGAACCCUUAAAGCCUCUUUUGGUAUUUUUCUUUUACAUCUGAAAACCAAGGUGCAGGAACAAGCCACCUCCUGUCCAGCGAGGCUGGAAAUGAAUCAGCCUGUGGAGAGCUGGCUUCUGAGCUGCAACUGGGUUGAAUUCCCUUUCUGGUGGUUAGUUUGACCAUGAUGUACCAGUGAGAGCAGAAGGGUGUUGGCUCUUCGGCUCAGCUUGCAGUUUUUGAGUCAGAAGGGACAGUCUGUUUGGAUAAUACCCAGGUGUUUAAACAGCCCAGCCCAGAGACACUAUCAGGGAUCCAGGUGCAGAGACAAGAAGCUGCUUUAGGCAACACAUACUUGAGAGAUGUUAACUGGAAAGCAGCAACGUCUGAAUUUGCCCUGCUGAUCGGAUCACGCCAAACCCUGGCCAUCCCUUUUUGUGCCGCAUAGUGAUACAAUAAGUGAGCCUAAGCUUCUUAGCACUCUCGUCUCCAGCCUCCACCUUAGUGAACAUCCUCUUUAUAAGUUAUCGGUCUACUGAAGCACCUUACGUCUUAAUGUGAAUGGGAGUCGUCAGAGCCAGCAAGGGUUAAACGGAGGCGGAGACCAGGCUGGGAUGAGGAUGUUAAGUCUCAUUCCUGGUAAAGUACCACCUCCAGAUAACCAGUAGUACAUCCUUCGCUCUGGAGGACAUUUCAUCAGCCAACCAGCUCCAUCCUGGGUUUGAGUACCCCAUGUCUCCCACAUUCAAACUCUUGAAGGGUAUGUGAACACCAAGGACCUAGAUGCUUUCCAAGGCUGUGUUAUGGGAAAUAACCUUAUUAAAUUAAAAGGAAACUGAGGCUGAGACAAGAACAAUGAAGUCACAGUGAGAUUAGUAGGACUAGAAGGGUCUCUCAGGGGAAGUGUUGGGGCGCGAACUAGAAUGAGCAGAGCAUUUUGGUGAGGAUUAUGCAGCUACUGCAUGGCUAGGGGUGUGAGAAGAAAGACCUGACUCUAAUUGUGAACCUGCUGCAAUAGGGAUUUAAGAAUAUAAUCUAUGGGACUUCCUGCUGCUGGAUAUUACUUAGACAACUAAACUUGACACGCAAGUGUGCACAAAAAGAAUAUUCCCUGGCUGCUGUGUGAGAUAGGAUAUGGGAUUAGAUGGACCACUAGUCUGAGCUGGCAUGUGUCUAUUCCCGGACUGGCCCUAGUGAGUCUCAGUGACUCAAAGUCAACCAGGACCAAAUUCAGACAACAGCUCCAAUUGCUGCCUCUGUCAGAUCGAAGCACCAAUACUUGAUACAGCUAGACCAGAAAUGUGCCAUCUUACUUCCGAGGUGCCAAUGAAGAGCAUUUUUUUUAUUAGUUCAAUUUGCUAAUAGGUGAGGUUGCUACAAAAUGAAUUGGCUUCACUUCAAAUGUGAACAUUGUCUUGUUUAUUAGCCGCUGACUAGAGUAAUGGAACAAACCUAAAGCAGGAAGAGUGGAGAGAAUAUCAGACAGUGAAUUUCAUU